Colletotrichum graminicola M1.001 is the source of this 1926-nucleotide messenger RNA. RefSeq lists its product as uncharacterized. Gene Ontology annotation, biological process: regulation of DNA-templated transcription. The transcript is spliced from 7 exons. The record is from RefSeq and is a predicted model, not a curated record. Bases 1 to 1926 code for a protein of 641 amino acids. Gene Ontology annotation, molecular function: zinc ion binding; transcription cis-regulatory region binding; DNA-binding transcription factor activity, RNA polymerase II-specific. Lineage: Eukaryota; Fungi; Ascomycota; Sordariomycetes; Glomerellales; Glomerellaceae. Gene Ontology annotation, cellular component: nucleus.
AUGUCCGAAAGCGAAAGCCCCGACUUUGCGAACGCCAAGAAAUUCCGAGCUUGCACUAGUUGUGCUCGCCAGAAAAUUAGGUGUAGAUGGCCACCGGAAUCGGGAAACAGCGAACGAACCGAUUGCUUGAGAUGCUCUCGGAUGAGCAUAUCGUGCCGCGUACCAGACCCCGUCCCGAGGAAGAAACGCGGCAAGUCUAGGCAAAGCAGUCGUGUCUUGGAACUGGAGAAGAAGAUAGAUGGCCUAGUCAACCUCUUUCAGUCUCAGCAGCAGGCCCAGGAAGACCACGGCUUGAAAUCAAGUGCGACAGGCCCAGAAGGUGAGGCUCGGCACCUGUCUCCAGACAAUGCGGUGACACUGCCUGGUCUCCACCAAGCCCCAAGCUGUCGUACUACAUCAAGCGGCAUUCCCGCCAGCACCCCAGAAUCCCAUAUAAUUUCAGUGCCAGAUUCAAGAUAUUCAGACGCUACCUUUUACCUGGUCCCAGGCUUUAGCAUCUCCGUUGCAAAGGCAGAAGAAUACUUGGACAUCUACCGAACACGAUUGGUUACCAAUUUCCCCUUCGUACCUGUCCGACAUGACAUGACAGCCAUAGAGCUUCACGAUACGAAGAAGUUCUUGUUCUGGUGCAUAAUGCAGGCUGUUGUGCCCCAGACAGCGUCUGUCCAGAAGGCAGUUGACGAUUGGGUCCGCCGGCAUGCGGCCAUGCACGUCGUUGUCUUAGGGGAACAGUCGAUCGAACUACUCCAGGGACUUCUGGUCUACGUUGCUUGGGGUGACCUUCACUUUCAGAUGGGUACCAAUGCCUACUCACUGCUACAAAUGGCAAUCGGCAUGGUGAUGGAGAUGACCUUAUUCUCCUUUGGAGGCUUCAUGAGCUGGAUGCCAAGAUCUUCACUACCCGAAGCAUGGGCUCUCCUAGGUCGAGGCAACCAGAUCGAGUCAACGAAACAAACCCUCGAAGAGCAAAGGGCAAUCCUAGGCUGCUACUUUGUCGCAUCUAGUAACCCGGCAGCCAUGCGAAAGUACUCGCAAAUACAAUAUAGGCCACAAAUCGCUCGAUGUUUCAAAGCCAUUCGCGAGGCCUCUGAACUGCCCUCUGAUGCGCAACUACUUGCGCUUAUCCGGCUGCAAAAUAUCGGAGACCGCAUUCGCUCGGUGUAUCCAAAUACCGACAAAGACGAGGGAAUAGCUGUGCCAAUCUUCCGAGAACAUUUUGCUGCGGUCUUGUUGUCGAUUCGCAAGGAGAUAAUUGCCUUGGAGUCGGAGGAGCCUAUUAUAAACAGAAACCAACCAAUGUUAUGGGCUCACUACCAGGCAUUGAUGGUCAAACUAUAUGAGCCUUGUAUAGGCAUGCGUGCAGCAAGGCCCUCCGAGGCGACGUCUCUCACAGAGCCACACAGCAGGACCGAAGCGCUUUGGUGUUGCUUACAAGCAGUUGAAAAUGCCGCGAAGGCUUUGCUGGACAUAUCGGUAGAAAAGUUCGCAUAUCUACCAUUCAACUCGGUCGCAGACUUGGCAUUCACAAUGACGACAUCGCAUCGACUUCUGCUGGAGCGUGCAGCUAGCGACUGGGACGUGGGACUGGCACGGCAGAAACUGGACAUGGCGGAGCUAACCCGUCAGCUGGGAGACAAGCUUGAAGAGGCGGACAACGUAGCUCUCGUCGUCGGCCAAAAACGGCGGGUGUUCGAAGACAAUAGCUCGAGAUGGUCCAACUAUGCUUACCGGGCCAGAUGGUUACGGCAGUUGUACCUUUCUAGAAUGGCGCCGCCUGUGGAAGAGCAAACACCCAGCCUGGCGCAACUGGACUCUGGUCCGAUUGUCAUCAUUGGAUAUGACGAGGAAUGGUCAAUGAGCUACAACUCCGCCGAGACCGGAUCACCUGCCUAUACAUUAGACUCUGUACCGACGUUGUAUUCUUGA